Molecule: messenger RNA, 384 nt
Organism: Suillus fuscotomentosus
Lineage: Eukaryota; Fungi; Basidiomycota; Agaricomycetes; Boletales; Suillaceae
Exons: 3
Source: RefSeq, a predicted model, not a curated record
UACAAACAUGUCUUUACGUCUCCAAGCUCAGUAGAUAAGGAGCCAAAGGCCACGCGCUCCGGCAACGCUUAUCUUCACGGUAUGAAAUGUGUGACUCAAGGAUCCUUAGCUUAUAUUGCUACGCAGGCACGCACAUUUGAUUGUACAUGCUUUCUCUCGCUGAUCUCUUCGUCGGUAUUUUCACGUACCGACACAGUCACGGACUCCGAAAAUUUUUACCAUAGCAUUCUUGACUUGUUGGAGGAUCCUGAUGAGAGUGAGGAGGUGGCUGACCUUAUGACAUGGUGGACUCGUCGCAUUUUUCCUAAUUCUUCUUCUUCGCUGCGCAGUAUCAGCAAAAAUAGUGCGCUGUCAAAGAUUCGGGAAAAACGCGCUGCCUUGUGA